This is a messenger RNA of Hyalella azteca, 1428 nucleotides long. Its product is annotated as trichohyalin-like. Lineage: Eukaryota; Metazoa; Arthropoda; Malacostraca; Amphipoda; Hyalellidae. The transcript has 10 exons. The coding region runs from base 1 to 1428 and encodes 475 amino acids. The record is from RefSeq and is a predicted model, not a curated record.
AUGGAGCCCGGCAUGGUGCGUCAGCCCGGGCUGCUGGGGGCCGGUCUGCGGAGACCUUCCUCAGCGCACGCCGCCGGCAGGGGGGGCCUCGUUGCGAUGGGUAGACCGGGCCCCCCGCCUCGCAAGGCGGCGGUGGUGGGGAGUGCAGGAGUGCGGGUCGUGAACUGCAGAGAUGCACGGCAGCAGCCCGCCGCUGUCGUGGUGUCUGCGCGUGCCUGGGGCGAUCUACAGCGCUCCGCUCAAGAGGUAAUACAAGAGAGCGAAGUAGAGCGAGCGCGUCGGGUAGCGGCGGCCGCGGCUGAGCGCGAGCAGCAGCAACGGCGGCGUCAGGCGAGGUGGCCGCUACGCUCGCACAGCGCACCUCCUGCUCGUACCAACGUGCUGCUGACAGACGUACAGAUGCAGCAGCGCCUGCAGCAGAGAGACGAGGUACGACAACUGCAGCGACAGGUGCUUGCUCUCAAGUGCACUGCCAUACGCGAGGCGCAGAUGCGCGAGAAGAAUAAUAACAGACAGACGGAGCGAGACCAAGAAGCGCGCCUCGAAGAAGCAGUCGAACAGCAUCGCAGGAAAGCCGCACAAGAAGAUCAGCGCCGUAUGGAGGUUGCUAAAAAGACCAGACAGGUGGCGGCACGCAGCCUGCAGCUUCAGAUCGAGGCGCGCAGUCUACAAAAAAAGCAAGAGACGCAAGAAAAACAAAAUGAAGCCAUGCUUGCACAAAGACGAGACGAGAGACUCAGGGACGAGCAGGAGCAGGAUUUACGACGUCGUGAGCUGAGCAGGCGACGUCAGCUGCUCGAUAUUCGCCGUCAGGUCGACGAUGUCAGAGUCAGGCAGAGACUGGAGAGCGCGCGAGACGCCAGCGAGGAGAGCAAGGCAAUACGAGUUGCAGAAGAGAAGAGGGUAGCUGCAGAACGUGCUUCACAGGAGGCUGCAGAGCUGCGCAGACUGCGAGACGAGCAGCAGCACCAGCUUGUGAGAAGCGUCGAGCAGCAGCAGCAGCACCGAGCAAUGAAGCAACAACUGCAACAACAGAGGGAGCUUGAAUUGGUGGAGCGCGAGUGGCGAGCUCGGCUGCUGAAGGAGGCGCAGGCGAGACAGGAGCGAGAAGCAGCCGUGGUGAGGGAGAGGGAGCAACAGGUGCUGCUCAGGAGGCAGAUGAGGAGACGAGAUAAAGAGAGGGAGAAGAUGGAGGGAGAAACAUACAGUAAACUUUGUGUCAUGCCUGGGGCAGAUCUACGCGCUACAAGUGAACAAAAGCGACAAUUGGCCAUGGACCUACAAGCCCAGGCGUUUGCAGCCCAGGCUAGUAAAGCAGCUGCCGCAGCUGCCUCUGCAGCUGACCUGCGGCAACAGCAGCUGCAAGAGAAGGUGGAGGACGACGCGCUGCGGGCUCUACAGGCCGAGACCAUCGCCCAUCUCAGGUGA